UUGGAAGAUGGAUUGGGUGAGAGGAUCCACCAUUGGACGAGGAAGCUCCGCCGUAGUCUACCUUGCAUUCCACCAUAGCUUCCCCUCUAAUACAUUCGCCGUCAAAUCAACUAGUCUCUCGUCUUCCGCGCUUCUCCAACGCGAAGAAGUUGUACUCACAGAUCUGCAGGGAUGUCCCCAAAUCAUCCGCUGCUUCGGCCACGAUAUCACCGCCGAUAUCUCCAACAAACCAAUCUACAACGUUUUCCUUGAAUACGCCUCUGGGGGCUGCAUUUCAGGCGCCCUACCGGAACCAACCAUCCGCCGCUAUGUUCGUUCCAUCCUCUUCGGUCUUCGACACAUCCACAACAUGGGAUAUGUCCACUGUGACAUCAAACCCGAUAACAUCUUAAUCGUCGACGGAGAAGCGAAGAUCGCCGACUUCGGUCUUGCGAUGAGGGUGGGAAAGGAAUCCUCCAAGGGAAACAUAAGGGGAACGCCGCUAUACAUGGCUCCUGAAUCUGUUUCAAGGAAAGAGAUGUCGAAGGAGGGUAAGGAUUUCCUUCGUUGUUGCUUCCAGAAAGAUCCCAAUAAUCGUUGGACCGCAGAAAUGUUAUUAAUGCACUCAUUCGUGAACUCAUCUUCAGAAUUGGAAUCCGAAGUGGAAGUCAUUAAUUGCUCUGUUUUGCACCAGACCCCCAGAAGUGUGUUAAGUUACUCAUUCACCAAUCCAAUAAUUCCACUGACUCCUCUGAAACCUUUGAAACUGCCGGAUUCAUUUCCGAUAUUGGAAGCAGUGAGAGAGAUGAUGACAGAAUUGACAAUUGAAAAGCGGCCGGAUUGGGCUAACACUUUGUCGGAGGAGGAGGAAGGAUGGCUUACUGUGAGGGAGAAGAGCUCGGGUCGUAAAAUUGAAAAAAAGAUUAUUCUGCCGGAAGAGUCUAUUUUUUAUGCGUUAAGUUCCUUUGCUGAAUCACGAUUGGUGUUCUUCUUGAGCUCUGAUUCAGAGAAAAAUGUAGGGGUUAAUCAUUAA
Messenger RNA from Phalaenopsis equestris, 1012 nucleotides. RefSeq names its product mitogen-activated protein kinase kinase kinase 3-like. Bases 8 to 1012 code for a protein of 334 amino acids. Gene Ontology annotation, biological process: protein phosphorylation. Lineage: Eukaryota; Viridiplantae; Streptophyta; Magnoliopsida; Asparagales; Orchidaceae. The transcript has a single exon. The record is from RefSeq and is a predicted model, not a curated record. Gene Ontology annotation, molecular function: ATP binding; protein kinase activity.